Magnolia sinica is the source of this 2093-nucleotide messenger RNA. RefSeq lists its product as uncharacterized. The coding region runs from base 139 to 1734 and encodes 531 amino acids. The transcript is spliced from 14 exons. Gene Ontology annotation, molecular function: nucleotidyltransferase activity; RNA binding. Gene Ontology annotation, biological process: RNA processing. The record is from RefSeq and is a predicted model, not a curated record. Lineage: Eukaryota; Viridiplantae; Streptophyta; Magnoliopsida; Magnoliales; Magnoliaceae.
UAUCUUCCUCUCCAAAGUCCUAACAACAAAAAACCUCGCCGACUCUCUCUCUCUCUCUCUCUCUCUCUCUCUCUCUCUCUCUAUCUGUAUUAUGGUAUGAUGACAUGUUGUUGAAGAAUCCGAGAGCGAGAGAGAGAAAUGGCAAUGGCUGGCUUCGGAUUCGUCUGCAAAAGCAACUCCUACUCCUUCCCUUUCCGCCCUUCUCUCUUCUACUGCGUUCGCAAGGUUCGUCGCAGCAGCUCUGCAACUGCGGUCGAGCCGCAGGUUCUUACCAAAGAGGACCGUCCAGAUCCCACCACUUCUUAUCGGAAAGCGACUGAUGAUGUCAACGCGAUGGAGUGGAAGAAGCUGAGUUCUAAAGAACUCGGGAUCACGACAUCGAUGAUUGCAAAGCCGACAAGAUUAGUUCUCAAUGGACUUAGGAAAAAAGGAUAUGACGUUUACCUUGUUGGAGGCUGUGUGCGGGAUCUCAUUUUGAAACGAACUCCAAAAGACUUUGACAUUAUAACUUCAGCCGAGCUCCAAGAGGUAGUGAGAACAUUUUCAAGAUGUGAAAUAGUUGGAAGGCGGUUUCCCAUCUGCCAUGUGCACGUCAAUGACUCCAUCGUGGAGGUUUCAAGUUUUAGCACCUCUGGAAGAAAGUCUAGCAGGGACUUGACUUAUUUCUUUAGAAGACCUGGCUGCAAUGAGCAUGACUAUAAUCGUUGGAGAAAUUGUUUGGGACGGGACUUCACAAUUAACGGGUUGAUGUUCGAUCCAUAUGCAAAUCUUGUGUACGACUACAUGGGAGGCAUGGAAGAUAUUAAAAAAGCUAAAGUUCGGACUGUAAUACCUGCAUAUACAUCUUUCCAAGAGGAUUGUGCUCGCAUUUUACGUGCGGUCAGAAUCGCAGCUCGUUUAGGCUUUCGCUUUGCGAGAGAAACAGCUCAUUCUGUGAAGUACUUAUCUUGUUCAGUACUAAAACUUGAUAAGGGAAGGCUUCUGAUGGAAAUGAAUUAUAUGCUGGCAUAUGGGUCUGCGGAAGCUUCUUUGAGGUUACUAUGGAAAUUUGGUCUCUUGGAGAUUCUUCUACCCAUCCAAGCAGCAUAUUUUGUUUCACAAGGUUUUCGGAGGCGUGAUAAGCGAUCUAACAUGCUCCUGACUUUGUUUUCUAACUUGGAUGGACUUCUUGCACCUGACAGGCCAUGCCACAGUAGCCUGUGGGUUGGAAUACUAGCAUUCCACCAAGCACUGGUGGACCAACCUCGAGAUCCUUUGGUGGUUGCUACAUUCACACUCGCUGUCAAUAAUGGGGGAGAUUUGUUAGAAGCAGUAAACAUAGCGAGGAGGAUCACCCAACUGCAUGAUAGCAGUUUUGGGGAACUGCUAGAAACUCAGGAAGUAGAGACAGAUGGGGAAUUGAUGGAUGAGGUGUUAGAUCUUGCAUCAUCAGUUAAAUCUACAUUGAGCAUGAUGACGGAUGAGUAUUUUAUCUCGCAGGCGAUGGCUAAAUACCCUCAAGCCCCGUAUUCGGAUCUGGUGUUUAUACCAUUGGCAUUGUAUUUGAAGGUAUUGAAGAUGUUCGAAUGUGUAGGAAGGAGCGGCAAGGAGAAUGGUUUUUCCUCUAAAAGAGGGAGGAAGAUAAAUUAUCAGUGUUUAGCCCAAGGUGAGCUGCAAGAGGUUCGACAUACAUUUGCGAGGGUGGUUUUUGACACGGUUUACCCUCCAAAUCAAGAUCAUCAUCCUACUACAUGAAGCUUGAAAAACCAAAGAGAAACAGGAGGAGAAAAAAAUGGUAUUGAAAGAGGGAAAUAAUGAGAAUUGAUAUGCCCAUCUUUUAUGAUCUCAAUUCUGCGGUAUGUUCAUUUUGAAAUUCCUUCGGCAAUGAAAGAAUGUUGUUUUCUAACUUUCGUUGUUGUGUUGGUGAGAUGUGGUUUCUACCAUAGCGAUGAAUCUCAUUCCUGGCAAUUUCUCAGCCUGGAAAUCUCUCGGGAGAUAAUUAAAAUUUGAGGUUUUUCUUGGGAUUUUAUCAGCAAAAUCUCAUUGAAAAUAGAAGUAUUUAGUGUAGAGUAAUAAAUAUAUUUAAAAAUUAAAUACAUGUCUGUAACAAAUUA